AUGAAGGAAACCUCGUCUGACAAAGCCCCCUAUAUAGAUCGCAUACGCUCUUGGGCACGUAGUCACGCGUAUGGAGGCACGAAACCACCGACCGGAUCCAACAGCAACCCCGUGCUUCCCAUAAGCAACCCACCCUCCAAGGAGGCAUCUCAACUGCAGCGACCAAGCAGCAACAAUGCCCUCCGCAGCAAGGGCCGUUCCAGCGACCCCUCACUCGAUAAUGCCGCCAAGUUCAGAUCGGAUAGCGAUAAUGCCGAUAAAUCAGCUGCGCCGGCAUCUGAAGCUGAUGGGACGGGGACUGUCGUAGACCAAGUUGGGAAAGACAAGAAGCCCAAUAUAGUGGUCCGGUUCUUCACCACCUUCAAGAUGGUCCUGCUUCACAGCUGGAUCAACGUGUUCCUCGUGUUCGUGCCCGUCGGAAUCGUCGUUGCCAACAUUCCGGGAAUCAACCCCGGCGCUGUAUUCGGAAUCAAUGCCGUUGCAAUUAUUCCGCUGGCCGCCCUCCUCAGCCACGCUACCGAGUCUGUAGCCCGCAAGAUGGGUGACACCAUCGGCGCACUGCUCAAUGUUACCUUUGGUAAUGCUGUUGAGCUGAUUAUCUUCAUUGCACUUGUCAAGGGUGAAAUUCGUAUUGUUCAAGCUUCACUGCUGGGAUCAAUCCUUGCGAAUCUGUUGCUCAUCCUGGGCAUGGCCUUCUUCCUCGGUGGCCUACGAUUCCGAGAACAGAUCUACAACAGCACAGUAACGCAGAUGAGCGCUUGCUUGCUCAGUCUGAGUGUCAUCAGUCUCGUCUUGCCCACCGCCUUCCACGCAUCAUUUGCGGACGAAGCAAAGGCGGACGCUGAAUCUCUGAAGAUUAGCCGCGGAACCAGUGUGAUUCUCCUCCUAGUCUAUGGUGUCUACCUUCUGUUUCAGUUGAAGUCUCAUGCAUACAUGUACGAAUCAACUCCUCAGCACAUCAUCGACGAAGAGUCCACCCCUGGUCCUGCUUCCGCGUGGCUAGAUACCUCUAGUUCAGAAUCUAGCUCUUCUUCCGACUCUGACUCGGACGCGUCUGACCGCUCGAGGAACACAAUGUCGAAACGGGUCAGGCGAGCCAUUCGUGCUCGGCGCCGCAGAAAGUCCAGCGUGGCUUCUGUAGACACUGAUGAGGCUGGUUCCCGGACUCGAGCAUCCUCGUUCAAUACCAACAACACGAGUCCACUGCAUGAAGGCUCCAAGUCUACCGAGUCAGCUAACAAGAUUGGGUUCUUUCCUGCUUCCAAUUCUCAAGGGAGCGAGGAGGCAAUCGAAGAGGAAGAACCCAAGUCCCCCAAGCCUCAUCGGAAACGCCACAAGCAGUCCAAGCGUAAGCAUCGACGUCACAGGAAGACCUCCACGCCCCUCGAGCCCGAGGAGAGUAUGCCUACGGCUGCGGGCGAGAAUAUCGCUGGACUCAUCCCAGGAGCUGUGCAGAUUACCAACCCGACCGAUGGAGAACCGCGACGCGUGGAUUUUGCCGACAAUGUCAUCAACGUUGACGGCACGGUUGAUUCCAUGCCAGCUGGUGCCAAGCGGCCGUUCAACAACUUCCGUGGAAUCUCAUUUCGACCUGUAGCUAAGAGCUUGGCGCCCCCGGUUUUCACACAGCCUUCACAGGCGGGUACAGCACCGGUCGUUCCUGUCGGACCUGUUCCGCGCGUCCGAUAUGGAAUUCGCCGAACGAAUUCGCUCCCAGAACGGCUCAAUGAGGUUCAGUAUCGACCUCCCGGAGGACUGAUGCCUUCUCGAGUUCCAUCGGCGGCUCUGGCGGAAGGCGCUGCCGAAGACGGCGAGGUGCACCCCGAUGAUCUCUCGCGUCCGGCUGCCAUCAUCAUGCUCCUGAUCUCGACAGCCCUCGUGGCGGUGUGUGCCGAGUUCAUGGUUGAUGCGAUCAACGACGUUGUGGAGACCAGCGGUCUCAAGGAAAUCUUCAUUGGUCUCAUCAUUCUCCCCAUCGUCGGCAAUGCGGCGGAGCACGUGACGGCUGUGUCAGUCGCGAUGAAGAAUAAGAUGGAUCUGGCAAUCGGUGUGGCUAUUGGCAGUUCGAUCCAGAUUGCCUUGUUCAUCACGCCGCUGGUAGUCAUCUUGGGGUGGAUCAUCGACCAGCCCAUGACGCUGUACUUCACCCUCUUCGAGACGGUCUGUCUAUUCGUUUCGGCGUUCAUCAUCAACUUCCUGAUUCUCGACGGACGAAGCAAUUAUCUCGAAGGAGCGCUCCUAUGCGCGACAUACGUCAUCAUCGCCAUUAUAGCCUUCUUCUACCCCGAGGGCAAGGAUUCCAACCAGUGGAGCGCUUAG
Anthostomella pinea is the source of this 2319-nucleotide messenger RNA. NCBI's taxonomy places the organism in Eukaryota, Fungi, Ascomycota, Sordariomycetes, Xylariales, Xylariaceae. The record is from the annotation of a GenBank genome assembly.